Messenger RNA from Plodia interpunctella (Indianmeal moth), 2594 nucleotides. RefSeq lists its product as uncharacterized. Gene Ontology annotation, cellular component: site of double-strand break; nucleus. The record is from RefSeq and is a predicted model, not a curated record. Gene Ontology annotation, biological process: protein localization to site of double-strand break; DNA damage response; positive regulation of double-strand break repair. The coding region runs from base 471 to 2441 and encodes 656 amino acids. Gene Ontology annotation, molecular function: zinc ion binding. The transcript is spliced from 8 exons. NCBI's taxonomy places the organism in Eukaryota, Metazoa, Arthropoda, Insecta, Lepidoptera, Pyralidae.
GCUCGCGCCGCGCGUUGAUACGUUGGAAGCAAACCAGUUUGGUAUUCCAACUACUUUUUCAGUUAUGAUUAAACCAGUUGGAUCGUUGAGCAUAGAACGACUAGUGUGAUCAUUUCAUUUACCGACGAGCCACAAAAAUUACGCGACUUUGCUCGCUCUUACCUGAUUUAGUCAAGAAAAUUAAAAAGAUAUAAAACGUCAAUGCCAAUAUCUGUUGCUUCGUGUAAAUUUGUUUAGCUAGGUACACCUAUCAAUGUGUUGAAUGUCUUGCUCAUUGAUUUUGGUCUUGCUUGGUUGGUUUUUGAAUUCGCCGUCCGUUAUAUUAUUUAAAAACUGGUCUUGCAGUUGAAGUGGUUGUUUGUUAGGACUCCGGUUUGGAUAGACAUGAAUUUUCAUUGACACAACACUUGCUUUUUGUAACAUUUUUUGUUUGAUUUGUGAUUUGGUGAUUUGUGGAUGAAUUCAAAAUCAUGGAUGGAUCUUUCCAUAAGUGCAGACUAUGUUUGAAAUUAGGAGAAUUCUGUUCCAUAUAUGAACAGGAUGAGUCUAUUAAAUUAUCUGAAAUGGUAAUGUCCUUCGCGAAUGUUCAAAUUUAUGAAGGGGAUGGACUGCCAGACAGGGUGUGCUCUACAUGUAUUGAAAACCUAAGUACUGCUUACCUAUUUAAACAACAAUGUGAGAGGAUUAGCAAUGUAUUAAGAAAAUCUCCUGAAUCUCAUUUAGUACAACCCAGUAAAACGGAUUAUAAUGAUUUAUUCAAUCAAGAAUUCCGUAUGCACUCCAUAUAUGGUUCCAUUGAAGGUGAUAAUGAUCAAAAUAGUGUGAAAGAUGCAAAUAUCGAAAACCAUGUUGAGAAUAUCCAUGAAGUAAGUGAUGAUACUGAUAGUGACAUUGACUCAGUUAAAUGUGUGUAUUGCAAUGAGCACCAUAAUAACUUAGCACAUAUUUGCCAUGUUAAAUGCACCAUUGAAAACAAUGCACUACAGAGGUCAAGUAGUAGUGAAACAUUAGUAGCAUCAGAAAUUGAUCCUAUAAAGCCUGUUAUGCCAGCUGAUAAAGCUGCCUCUGUUUUUGUAGCCUGUGUUCUGUGUGAUGAAAAGUAUGAUCAGUAUGAUGAUUAUGUUCUGCACAUUAACAAAUGCACUACUAAUGUGAAAAUGCGACAUUUCGUAUGCCCUAUAUGCCAUGAAAUAUUUUCUGAUAAAUUGGUCUACUUGGACCAUUUGAAAGUAUACCAUUUUAAGCAAGGCAAGCCACCAGUGCCACUGGACCCUGGGGUCGACUGUGUGGAUAGUUUCACUGCAAUCUAUUCACAAGCAAAAAAACCCAAAGUGCGUCGGCAGAUAGGUUGGUCUAUAGAAGAUAUAUACCAAGAGAUAGAUUGUGUCAAACCAGAGAACAAACAGACACCCACAUCCAGUCCAAUAAAAAAUUUCUUUUCCAAAUUGGGGAAUGAGUCAUUCAGUAGGCAGAGUACUCCAAAGAAAGUGAGUUUUCGAAAUUUUAUUGAAAGCAGUAAAGCUAAGACAUCCAAUUAUUUGCCAUUCCGGAAAUAUAUUGAGAGUUACCGGCAGAAGAAAAGAACUAACACUUACAGCCCCAUCAAAGAUGGGAAGUUGCAAGUUUCUAGUAAAAUAAGAUUAUCUUUGCCGGAACCAGUGACUGAUAGUGAUUAUGGAUCUCCCAGCGGCACAUCUGAAGAGUCUUGGCGGAUGAAACAGCAUUUGAUAUGCGCCUGUGAGAAGAAGAUCUUCAUGCUUUCGGAGUUUAUUCAUGAUAAGGACCGUAUCGGCGCAAUGAUCAACGAAUUGGGCGGAGUAGUAGCAGAGAACACGAAAAUGGAAAUGUUGGCAACACAUUUUAUAUCGGUGUUGCCUAAUGACACAUUUACGGGUAUGAUUGUUUGUGCACUUGCGACUGGGAAGUGGUUGCUCCAUGUCAGCUACAUUUAUGACAGUUUCCGUUGCAAAAAGUUCAUGAAGGAAAACAUCUAUGAAUGGAUGAAGCAUCCCAAAAUAUUGGAGAUAGAUAGUACAAGUGUGGAGGUAGCAAAGGCUGCUGUCUUCUGGCACUUGGAGUUGCAGGCGCUCAACGCAAAGCAUCCAUUUGAAGGAAAGCAAGUAGUGCUCAUCAUGAAAAAAAAGUACCGCCAAUACUAUCACAUGAUCUUUAAAGCAUUGAAAGCCAAGCCGGUUACAUAUGAUCCACGAACGCCCGGGAGUUGCUGUUCGGCAGACUAUUGCUUCGUCGACAUGAAGGUUAUCGAGAGAGUGAAACUGCGCUUCUUUGCUCGCCACAAUGUCCCUGUGUUCCCCUACCAGUAUAUCCUAGUCUACCUGCUGAAAAAGGGCCGCGUAGACGACGAGCACAAAUAUUUAUUGCAGGAAUGCAAGAAAUUUCCGUCAGGGGCCACCAUUGAUUUUUUAAACAAUACUUAUUAGUUUACAACACUAUAAUCAAAUUAUUCAUAUAUUGGUUUUAUUAUUUUUGGAGAGUUUAAGAAUGAAAUUAUUUUUUUUAAUAAACUGCCAUAUUAGAUUUAUGUAAUAGAAAUAGAUUAUUUUAAUUUUAAAUAAAAUAAAAUAAUAUAAAUU